Messenger RNA from Mucor velutinosus, 1449 nucleotides. RefSeq lists its product as uncharacterized. The record is from RefSeq and is a predicted model, not a curated record. The transcript is spliced from 7 exons. Bases 1 to 1449 code for a protein of 482 amino acids. NCBI's taxonomy places the organism in Eukaryota, Fungi, Mucoromycota, Mucoromycetes, Mucorales, Mucoraceae. Gene Ontology annotation, cellular component: endoplasmic reticulum membrane. Gene Ontology annotation, biological process: protein N-linked glycosylation. Gene Ontology annotation, molecular function: GDP-Man:Man(3)GlcNAc(2)-PP-Dol alpha-1,2-mannosyltransferase activity.
AUGGUAGAUUUUGUCAUGUCGUUAUCGUUUUGGAUAACGGCGCUACUUGUCCUGAGCUGGGUGAGCUUCUCUGUGCUUAAAUUUUACAUCAAGAAUACAACAGAAGAGAACAGAUUACAACUGUUGCAAGAGCUGGGGCCUGCAGCAGCAAACAUUGAUCAGCCAUUAUUCUUAGGCUUCUUUCAUCCUUACUGUAAUGCAGGUGGCGGAGGAGAACGAGUGUUGUGGACAGCUCUGCGGGAUGUUCAGCGAGAUUUUAGCAAUGUCAUUUGCGUUGUAUACACUGGUGACAUUGAAGCUACCAAGGAGCAAAUCAUCAACAAAGUCAAGACCAACUUUAACAUAUCAUUGAACCCUAAUACACUUCAAUUUGUAUAUUUAACAAAAAGAUAUUUGACAGAAGAUGCCAGAUAUCCUCGAUUUACAUUGAUUCUCCAAAGUCUCGCAUCACUCAUCAUUGGCUAUGAAGCCAUCAGCAAAUUAGUACCUAACGUUUUCUUUGAUACCAUGGGUUAUGCAUUCACAUAUCCACUUGUACAUUAUUUCACUGACGCCAAGAUUGCCACUUACACACAUUAUCCCACCAUCAGCUCAGACAUGGUCAACCGAGUCUACGAAAGAAGAGUAGCUCACAACAACGAUGCUAAGCUUGCCUCCAGUGCCAUUUGGAGCACUGGUAAGCUAAUUUACUAUCGAAUUUUUGCCAAGAUUUAUGGCUUUUGUGGAUCAUUUGCCAACAUCGUCAUGGUGAACUCGACUUGGACAAAGGGCCACAUUGAUCAACUAUGGCACACCAAAUCAGAGAUUGUCUAUCCUCCGUGUGAUACAGAGCGACUCAAUGCAUUACCGCUAAAAGGCAGAAAGUCCAUGAUUAUCAGUGUCGCUCAAUUCAGACCCGAGAAAGAUCAUUCACUGCAAUUGAAAUCAUUGUCAAAACUGUUUGAAAAGUAUCCUCAAUGGAAGACAACGCACCCCAUAGAGCUUGUGUUGAUGGGAAGUUCUCGAAACGAGGGAGAUGCAAAGCGAAUUGAUGGACUUCGCGAAGAAGCUGUCAAACUUGGAAUUCAUGACUUUGUUCGCUUUGAAAUCAACGCUUCAUACGAUCUGCUGGUGUCCAGCCUAGGUAUGUCCAAGAUUGGGCUUCAUACCAUGUGGAACGAACAUUUCGGUAUCGGUGUAGUAGAAUACAUGGCUGCUGGAUUAAUACCUGUGGCUCAUAAAUCGGGUGGUCCUAAAUUAGACAUUGUUGUUGAAUACGAUGGCAAGCAAACAGGGUUCUUGGCUGAUACUGAAGAUGCAUUUGCUGAAUGCUUGAAUUCAGCACUAUCGCUCACAGAAGAAGAAUAUGAAGAGAUGGCGGCUAAUGCUCGUGCAUCGGCUUCUGAUAGAUUCUCUGAAGAAACGUUUAGUUCAGACUUGUUGUGCUGUCUUCGCCCUUGUUUAACUUAG